Molecule: messenger RNA, 534 nt
Organism: Trypanosoma theileri
Lineage: Eukaryota; Euglenozoa; Kinetoplastea; Trypanosomatida; Trypanosomatidae
Exons: 1
Coding region: 1-534 (177 amino acids)
Source: RefSeq, a predicted model, not a curated record
AUGUCAACGGAUCUCAUCACGGAUACCAAUGAUGUGCGCAGCAGCAAGCAGUUGAUGGGCCAACUCAUCACAAACUGCUCCCGGUCGAACGGCACUGUGACCUGCCAGUCCUCAUCCCUCACCGCCUCGCAGGGAGAUGCGAUGAGUCGACUCGUCACGUUUGCAGAUGUGGACGGCACCACCACCUCCACCUUCAGCAUCGCUGCGGACGGCACACUUCCCGCCGCUGCGGCCCCCACGCGCAUUUCAUUUGAUAUGAUCGGCAUGAAGGGCAUGACGGAGGAGAUGCUGCGUGAGUUGUACGAUGCCUUCGACAUCAACCAGCGCGGUGGGGUGGAGCGGGGGGUGAUGCGGGAGUUGAUGCGGGCGGGGUUCUCGCACUACGGCGCCCCGUGCAGUGAACGCGAUGUGGAGCGGCUCUUUGAACACGCGACGCCGUAUCGUGUGCGGCGGCAGUUGAAGGCGGAGGACGCGGACGAUUUGAUGGCCUUCAAUGAGUUCUGCGUGCUUUUCCUCGCCUGGCUGCGGCUGUGA